AGUAAUCGUAAUUUCUUCCAUCCCUAGUUCACGUUCAACGAGAUUUUAAUUGAAAUUUCUUAUUAUUUAACAGCCGAUCGCAGCGACACGAGUGAGUGCGUGUGGUCAGUGAUUAAAUAGAAAUCGAGAAGGACUCGCCGCCAAAAUGCUAGUCAUCAAUACUUGUAGACUUGCCUCCAGAUUGGCACUCCGCAGCCUCAACUUUGGAUCGCCGAUCGCAACGCGGACUUUCUCGACGGGAUUGGCCCUGAAAACAAAAGAUGUUGUUAACAUAACCUUCGUGCGUGCCAACGGGGACAAGAUCAAGACGUCUGGGAAAGUGGGCGAUUCCCUGCUGGACGUGGUGGUCAACAAUAAUGUGGACUUGGAUGGAUUUGGAGCCUGUGAGGGCACCCUUACCUGCUCUACCUGCCACUUGAUCUUCAAGACCAGCGACUUCGAGAAACUGCCGGACAAACCCGGCGACGAGGAGCUAGACAUGCUGGAUUUGGCCUACGAACUGACGGACACUUCGCGGUUAGGCUGUCAAAUUACCCUUUCCAAGGAUAUGGAAGGUCUGGAGGUCCAUGUGCCCUCCACCAUCAAUGACGCCCGUGCCGCGUAGAUAGACUCCAACCACUGUUAUGUUUUGUUGCAAUUUUGAGUGCUAAUUCGCUUUAGUUCAACCUAGAUGUAGUCAAUAUUUUUGAAUGAAUUCGUAUGUAUUGUCCCAGGGACAAGAAGCUCAGACGGCUAUUAUAGAUGCGUGCAUAAAUCCGAUUCCAGAUGCGGCUUUACCUCGCGCUGUUGUUUUUAAAGUGUUUAAGCUCAAAGGGAUUAGAUGAAUAUGUAAAUAUGUGUUCCCAAUAAAUUUACAUGUAUUUUCUUAA
Drosophila ficusphila is the source of this 869-nucleotide messenger RNA. RefSeq names its product adrenodoxin-like protein 2, mitochondrial (gene Fdx2). Gene Ontology annotation, cellular component: mitochondrion. The transcript has 2 exons. Gene Ontology annotation, molecular function: 2 iron, 2 sulfur cluster binding. Gene Ontology annotation, biological process: P450-containing electron transport chain; positive regulation of oxidoreductase activity. The record is from RefSeq and is a predicted model, not a curated record. The coding region runs from base 146 to 604 and encodes 152 amino acids. NCBI's taxonomy places the organism in Eukaryota, Metazoa, Arthropoda, Insecta, Diptera, Drosophilidae.